Molecule: messenger RNA, 4405 nt
Organism: Procambarus clarkii (red swamp crayfish)
Lineage: Eukaryota; Metazoa; Arthropoda; Malacostraca; Decapoda; Cambaridae
Gene: RYBP
Product: ring and YY1 binding protein
Biological process (GO): positive regulation of DNA-templated transcription
Cellular component (GO): nucleus
Molecular function (GO): DNA binding; transcription coregulator activity
Source: RefSeq, a predicted model, not a curated record
CAAAUAUGCGUCGAGGACAUUUAACAAAGGCACAGUGUUGGAACGUAUCUGUUUUGUCGUGGCGGUGGAGAGGGCUGGGUCUGCUAUCUGCUGUUUUUACAGCAAGAUAUGGACCAGAAAAAGAGUCCUAGCAGUUUCAGAGCAAGUGUAAAUGGGAUAGGUCACAAGAGGGUGAAGCGGGCUAACAAGGAGGAGAAUAUGUGGGACUGCAGUGUGUGUACCUACAGAAAUUCCCCAGAGGCCUUCAAAUGCCUCAUGUGUGAUGUCCGCAAGGGUACAUCUACAAGAAAGCCUCGUUUGAAUGCUGAAUUAGUAGCAGCCCAAGUUGCACAAGUUGUUCCCCCUAAAGUCAAGAAACCUGAAAGAAAGGACAGGGAACGGAAGGGAGAGGGUCGAAAUCUACAAAAAGGCAGACCAAGGUUGAAGAAUGUUGAUAGAAGUACCGCACAGCACAAUGCCGUUACCGUUAACAAUGUCACCGUCAUCAUUACAGAGUUCCAACCCAAGCAACGUAAAACUUCUUCUGGAAAUAGUUCGGCAACAACAAAUGGUGACACUUCCCAAAUCAUGUCAUCCUCUGAAGCAGGAUCUAUCUCGGAUGCUUCAACAGACACGCGCAACGGUGACAUAACAACUGAAUCCCGGAGUUCGUAGGUCCAUGAAAUAUUUUCUUUAAUCAUUAAAAUUUCCAGUCAUGUUGUGAAUAAACUACUGUAAUGCUAUUGGCUCUUGUGAAUAUUACCAGUAUUGCAUGGAAAAUGUUGAAAAAGUAAAAUGUGGGUCUUUUGAAAAUCACAGCUGGUCCUUUGUUGGAUCUGUGAAUUUAGACCCGAGUGCUGACAAACACUUUGUGUGCUGUGUUGUGAAACUAGCAGACAUUAUUUAGAAAAAAGCUAGUGACUAUGUAGGAAGAAAGAGAGAGAGAGGGAGGGAGGGAGAAAGAAAGAAAAAGGACUUUCAGUACAUUGCAUUGAUUGCAAGCCAUUACUGGUAUGUGUGUACAGUUUGGUUAAUCCUAAAGGUACUAUUUAUGCACAUGGCAUAAUGACCAUUCAUGAUGUUACAGAGUUAAGACUGCCUUUGAUCAUUAUUGCCUUUGAAUAUAAAAUCCAGCAGGAAAUGAAACCUCUCGCAUGUUCAGUUCUAUGUAUCAUAAAUACUUAAACCAAAAGAGAAACUCUGUAGUUUGAUAUUCAUAUAAAGUAUAAUAAUAUCUGUCUUAUUCUUGGUAUGUUAUAGGACAGAUAGGUAAAUACAGAUUUUAUUGUCACUGUACAGUAUCUAGAAAAACUACAGUAACUCUUAGUCUGAAAUCUAUCGGCAUUAAAAAAUUAGCUAGAAUCAUGUUAUUAUUUCUGACAAGAUAUGAAACCAUUGUUAUGAUAAUGUACAAAUACAUCAUGUUGCCUUGUUAGCAUUGUCUAAAAAAAAGCCACUGAAUUUCCAGAGGUGCCACGUGUGUUUUACUGAGACACUUGCUUGGAUUAAUCUCGUGACCACCAUAUUUUUAUGCUUGGUGAGAAUUUUAACACCUUUGUAUUAAUUCUUGGUACAAUCAUGGUAAUGCCAAGAGAUUUCUUUACGGUUAGUAUUUGGGCUAUAAGUCCUUGAUGUAAAUUUGUAACAAAAAUGAAGUAGUGUAAUAUAGUGUGAGUGAGUGUGUUGUGAGAAGUGAAAGGUUUGAUACAUUUUGCUAAAAAUUAUGUAAAGUACCAUUCAGUGUCACUCAGAGUAGUAUAUUUAAUUGUGACAUGUUUUUUUAAGUGACUUCAGUUUUAUAAAUCAAUAUUGGGACUAUUUCUUUACUUACUUUUUGUAUAUGUUGGAAGAAAAUUUCACUGUAGAGAACAUGUUUUUUGCCAUAUGGUACUACUGUGGGAUGAAGUGGUACGGAGAGUGCCUGAAGGGCAGUGCCGGGCCUCCAGAUCAAAGGUGACCACUGCACAACUUGAUAAAUAAUGCUUGGCAAUUAGGCCCAUGGAAUGUAUCUGGCAUUUGAAGUUGGAAAUUACCACUGAUGUUUUCAUUGUCGGGCAUUGUUUAUUUCCCAGUAUACAAGUGCUACCAUUCUAUUUACUUGUUUGCAUUUUGUUCUAUUACAAAUAUUUUUGUUCUUUCUAAUAAAGUUCGUUUUCACUGACAUUAAUAAUAAUGUUUCUUCUUUUCAGUGCAGUAAUAGUAGUAUUUAAAUAUAUAUAGAAAGAAAUCUAUGACAUUAAAUAAAUUUUAUAAAGAAUGUUAAUGACAAAGGAUGUUGUUUGAAUAGUUCUUAAGAUCGAUUAAUUCGGUUAGAAUGUUUAAAAGUUGACAGUUUACCGAUGUCGUCCAUUUGAGCAAGACACUUUAGCCAAGAACUAUUAACCAGGAUUAUGGUUGUGCAUAUAACUAACAUAGCAGUAACUCUAAAACCUAUGUAGUCCCCCAUUACUUCAAGUAGCCCAGUGAUUGACCAAAUUGUUCAUUUGUUCUUUUCUAGCAGGGCUUAACCCUUAGCUACUGUAUUGUAUGGUAACCCCAGGUUUUUUAUAACCUAAUUUAAAUAUUUGAUGAAUGUUAAAUUUAUAUUUGAUAUUUUGCAGAGUAUUCAGUAAAGCAGAACUCAAACGAAGGUACAUUUUUGUCAUCUUUGUGCUGAAAUGCACCAAGGCAUUUGGUUUUUUUCAUUUCAACUUGCAGUUUAAGCCAGAUACCAUGUUGACAUGUCUAUUCCUAAAAUAUUAACAGAUCAGCUUUUUGUAAUGUCUUUGAGAAAGCUAUUUGAUUUGUAUAUUUUAAAUUACAAUAUUUAAUUUUUAUAUAUAUACACAGUAAAUAUAUAAAGAAAUUACAGAAAUAUGCCAUUAAACUAUAGAUUAUAUGGUUUAAACAACAAAUGGAAAUAGAGGAGGCAGACAUGACACCUUUCUGCAUUCAUGCAACAAUAUAAUUUUGAGGCCUGUGAAAUAUAACUGCCAUAUGCCCAAAUGGGCAGGUCAUUUCCAGUCUGUGUUGAACCCUUUAAGUAUUGGGUACUCUUGACAUUUUAGUGAUAAUUAUAUUAAAACAUUGUUAGUUUAAUCAACGAAAAACCCCAUUAACAAGUUAUCAUAUAUCUACAGGACCUGCCAAUAACAAAGGAGACUAUACUAUAUGCUAUAGGCUCUAAUUUGAAAAUUAUUCAAAUUUAACUUAACAUGCUAAAAUGUUUGACUCGCAUUUUUGCGACUGCCUUCACGGUGGGAAAGCGGUAAUAAAUUGAGUUAACUUUUUUAUUUUUGUUACAAAUUGACUGUUUUCCCCAAACUUGUUUAUAAGUGAUUAAAUUUUUAAUAUUUCCUCUAAUCUGAACAAUUAAAAUAAUUUUUAAUGUUUCCUUUCCUCUAAUCUGUACUACUGUGUUAAACAAAUUAAAGUAUAAUUUGCUGGUUUUGAAACAGUUCAUCACUUUUUUCUUAUUAAUGCAUUUGAGAGCUGGUGGAUAUACCCAUUUUAUUCAGUCUUCACUUUCAAAGGUUAGCCCAGAUGCUAUAAUUAAUGGAUAUACUGUAUGUCAGAGCUGUUAGCAGGCCAAAAAUCAGUUCAGGAAAUUGUUUAAUGUGGUUAAAUAAGCAUUUUAUUUUUUAUUUUAUUUUUAGCUCGGAGAAAGUGCACAACUUUUUUUAUGGAUUUCUUGGAUGCAUAUACUGUAUCUAAGAAAUUUUGUAUCAUCGGUGACUUGUGUUGAGCUAAAUAGUCAUGCUCAUUUGAACCUAGGGGUGCUAAUUCAAAAUAUCUUGGCAUGUUGAAGUUGAAAUAGUCCAUUUUACAACUGGAUUUUGUGGUAUAUAGUAUAGGGUCUCAUUUUAUACCGGAAGACCCUUUCCUUUGUUCAUCAUCUAGAAUGUAUAGUAGCUACAUAUAUGAUUGGGAGAGAAAUCAUAAAUAAUGUAAUUAAUUCUUGUAUGAAUAAAUCUAAAAAUAUGAAUGUUUAAUUAAAAUCUUGGUUGUGUAUAGUGAUAGGCAAAUAACUUGUUUAUUUGGUGCACAGUAAAUCAUAUAAUGUGAAGAUACUGAAUGAUUGCCAAUGAUGUUUUCCUUUACUUAGUACAUCACAGAAUUUGUGCACAUUACAUCUCAUUACUUUGAGUGACUGAAAAAGACAAACUGAAAAAUUACCCCUAACUUGUAAAUAUUUACUCUACAUUAUAACAGAAGUACUGUAUAAUCUGAUGCCUUAAAAGUUACUGUAUUAUAAAUAAGACCUUAAAAUCCAAGAGAGAAAAACCAGUACUGUAUAAUGGAUCAACAUGUUUUUAGCACAUUGGGUUGGGUACAAGUUUAUUUUAAGCCAAUAUAUCAGUCCCCCCAAAUAUAUGUUACAUUGGCUGGAUUGUAUAUUAAGGUCUUGGAGAUUGUGAUGUAAAAAUUUUCAUUGUCAUGAAACUUA